AAGUUACCUUUAUUUAUUCAAAAUUUAUUUAUUUAAAAUUUAUUUAUUUGUUUCAAAUGCAACUCACUCGCUCUAUGAAAACCAAUCAAGUAAACAAGAAUGAAGUAUUGCGUGUUGUCUUGGAUGAACCUCGCAUCUAUGUUGAAGAAUCUCUUGGUUCAGUGAUGAUCCGAGGUGAAGUCAUUGUCAAUUUCCUCAAGGACACUCAUAUUCAAGGUCCCAUUGAAUUGCUAUUUGAAGGCAUUCAACGAUAUCACCCUUGGGCAGAAAUCAUGCGAGGAGAAGCAUUAGGAUCUACAAUUGAAACAAAACUGCAAGUCAUUGAACUAUCUUUAUUGCCUCCUAAUUCUAAGGGAAUCAUGCCUGCUGGUGUUCAGCGAUUUCCUUUUGAGUUUCCUAUACCUGCAUCAUUGCCAGCCACUAUAUUUAUACGAAAUCGAAUGGAAAUAUUCUAUCAGCUUAGUGCCGCAAUUCGUCGUUCUUCUUCUAUUGAUCAACAAUCUAACUCUUCACAAGAUGCCCUGAAUCCUAUUCAAUGGAUCGAAUGGGCUCGUCGUACCAGUUUCAAAAAGAAAUACAUUGCUUCAACCACUGUUCGAAUUGUACACGCUAUAGAAUCUUACAACUUGCCAAAUCUAAACGAUAUUGAACAACCUUCCACCGUUGAUUCCGCUUCAAUUACUGAUUCUGCUUCGACCACUGAUUCUAACGGUACCUCACAAACCAUUCAAGUUCCCUGGAAUCGUCGUAGUUUAGAUUGUUAUCAGUGUACCUUUGAUGAACAAUAUGACCAAUUGGCAUCUUCAUUUACUGGAAAAACCUCAGGCAAUUUAGAUCAGCCAUUAGAUGCAUUAAACGACGUUCAGGGUGUUCGAUACAAAAUGAGUGUUGAUCGUACUGCUGUUGCUAUCGGAACAAGUGUUGGCAUUGAACUCAUGAUUGAACCCACCUUGGCUGAUGCUGUUGUCAAGUCUGUCUGCCUUAGGAUCACAGAAAGCCGAAAAUUUGCUAUGAAAGUUCCUGCUGGUCACUCUUGGUCAAUAGAUGUGCCCAAAACGAAAAGAAUUACAGAAGACUCCAAAAUGAUUUUAAAAUGGGCCUAUGGCUAUCCUCUACUUGAACAGAAAGUUUCCAUGUUAUGCAACAACAAGAAGGGCGCAACCUGCAGCAAGAAAAAGGGUGAAAAAUAUGUAUACUAUUGUACUGAAGAUGACUCUGGUCGAUACUAUUUCGAAUCACCACAACCCAAUUGCAGCAAAAAGUUCUUGAAGAGAGCAAGUCUGUGCACAUUAGACAGCGAUCAAAGAAAGAAUGUUUGCGAAAAUGAAGUAGGCGGUUCUUUUACUGCUUCACCAAAAAACGAAAUGAUCAAUCUCAAGGAACUCAAUCAGCCGGUUCGAUUGGGUGAAUACUUUGGUGGCCGUUUCGUUAUGCCUGUUCCUGAUUGUUCUAAUAUUCUGAACCCAAGUAUCAAUCAUGAAUCCCUAAAAAUUCUUCACUGGAUGGAGCUGGUGGUGACUAUUGAAUGUAAUGGUAAACUGUUUGAAUUGACGAUGAACGCUUCUUCCCGUAUGCUUGACUGUCGCUUAGUAGCCGUAGACGAUGAAUGCCAAACUAUUCUGCCUCCUCCUCCCACAUAUGAGCCUGGUGAUGAUAAUUUCUACAACAGUUCUUAUUCCCCUAAAAGCACUUUUUGGGAACAACGUGAACCCAUUACUUUAGCAACAGGUUGGGGAUCUUGUAUGCCUUGUCCUUGCGAACACAAAAAGAUGAAAGAUAAGAUCAAGUUAUACAAAAGCCUUUUCAACAAAAACAACAAUAGCAACAGCAAGUGCAAUAGUGCAAGUAGUAGCAGUAGUAGCAGUGCUAGCAUCACAGAAAACUCAUUAAUGCUCUUGCCAGAAUGGGGACCACCUCCAAGCUACUCAGAAAACUAAUUUAUCUAUUUAUUUAU
Molecule: messenger RNA, 1954 nt
Organism: Gilbertella persicaria
Lineage: Eukaryota; Fungi; Mucoromycota; Mucoromycetes; Mucorales; Choanephoraceae
Exons: 2
Coding region: 57-1937 (626 amino acids)
Biological process (GO): protein transport
Cellular component (GO): cytoplasm
Source: RefSeq, a predicted model, not a curated record